Molecule: messenger RNA, 2379 nt
Organism: Drepanopeziza brunnea f. sp. 'multigermtubi' MB_m1
Lineage: Eukaryota; Fungi; Ascomycota; Leotiomycetes; Helotiales; Drepanopezizaceae
Source: RefSeq, a predicted model, not a curated record
AUGCUAUCCCGCCGACCAAGAACUGGCCCAUCAACUUGGUCUAUUGUUCCUCGAAAUCCUGAUGCAGAGCCGGGAAUGGCAUGUAAAUCGACCGUCACCAACACCGGUAACACGACAAUCGUCGGUGAUCUUGGAACAGGAGGAAUCAGCAUCACAGGGCAAACCUCGUUGGUGGUCACUGGCCGAAUCGUUAUUGGCGAUGAAACUCUCACAGCCUUCUCAGAUGCCGGAGCCGCUUAUACCGCGAUCAAUGGCUUCGGUCCCAGUCUGAUACCAGGGAUGGAGCUUGGAGGUCUGGUUUUGUCUCCUGGGGUGUUUAGAUUCACCAGUAGUGCCCAGUUGACAGGAACGUUGACGCUCAAUGGGACUGGUUCGCCAAACGAUGCAUGGUACUUCCAAAUUGCAUCAACCUUGACAACAGCACCGGAUGCUGCUGUGGUCUUCAUCGGGGGCGGAACACCCUGCAACGUGUACUGGACGGUCGGAACUUCAGCAACCAUCGAUAGAAGAACCUCAUUUGCCGGAACCAUACUUGCAUCUGCUUCGGUAACAUUCAAUGGCAAUGCUGUACUUCUUGGGCGGGCUAUCGGGCUAACAGGGGCCGUUACUAUGAUCUCGAAUGCUAUAGUGGUAACGAAUAAUUGCCCGGUGUCCUCGUCUUCAACCUCUACCACACUGGCGAGCUCCACUCCGCCAGUUGGCCCUCCAGUUCCGACAGAUUUAUUUUCGAUAGCUACCACCCCGCUUAUACCUUCCGGUACACCACUAUCCCAAGGUCCCGGAGGGCAAAUACCUCCAAGUGUGACGGUGAUACUGCCCGAUUCUCAGUCGAGUGACACUUUGUCCAGGACAGUAUCAGCUACCACCAGCUCUCAGCUGCCUAUUCCAGAAGUUCCCAGUCCUCAGACUGCCAUUUUCCAGACUUUUAGCUCUAAAGUCGCCAGCCUCCAAAGUCUUGGCUUCCAGAGUCUCGGUUCCGAGACCUCGAGUUCUUACACCCCCGGGCUGCCAGCUGUUAGCUCUGGGGUAAGGAGCUCUCAGGUUGCAGAUUCUCAGACUGUUCUCUCUCUAUCCGCAAGCCUUUUACUAUCUGGCUCCCAAGCUACAAGUUUUCAAUCUGGCUCUCAGUCUUCCAGCUCUCAAACUACGAGCUCUCAAACUACGAUUUCUCAAACUACGAGUUCUCAAACUACGAGUUCUCAAACUACGAGUUCUCAAACUAUGAGUUCUCAAACUACGAGUUCUCAAACUGGCUCCCAAUCUUCCAGCUCCCAAACUACAAGCUUUAAAUCUAGCUCUCGAGCUGCGAGCUUUUCAUUCCCCAUUUCGCAAACUUUCAGUGUCCAAACUUCAAGCUCCCAAAAUGCAAGCCUUAACGCUAACAGCGCCGAAACCUCUAGCUUAAGCCUUUUGACCUCGUCCUCGAUAUCUUUCGGAUACCAAACUUCAACAUUCUUGGACUCGACAAUUACUACCUCGCCUCUUGCAACGUUCUCCAGUGUCUCUUUCACCGGGCUGGAUGUAACGACUAUGACCUUCCCAACAUUGUCUGGAUCUACUACAUCUGGUGUCGAAUCGGCGUCCAGUACCUCAGGAGAUGCAGUCGGCAGUGAAAGUACUCGAACAUUCUCUGGAACUACGACAGAAUCGGAAGCAAUGAUCACCAACUCUCAGUUAUUCUCUGCCUCGUCUGAAAUGAUUUCCGCAUUGAACCCGACCGUGACCGCCGCGGUCAACGUUCCAUUUUUUUCGGGAUCGGUCACGAUUCAAGAUGUGAUUACUGUUAUAGUCACGACCAUUUCAACUCUGACAUCGUGUCCUCACAAAGCAACAUGUACAGGACAGACCUCUACUUGGACUGGAUCCGAAGGGCCUCUGCCAUGUUCUGCACAUACGACAUGCUCGUGUGUCCUUCCGGGUGGCACCAAGACCGUGACCGAGCUGAUUACGCUCACCUCCUGCCCCCUCGAGAAAACCUGUACUGGGCAGAAAUCCACUUGGACCGGGAGAGGUGGACCACUCCCUUGUUCUGCUGGAGACAGCUGCUCGUGUGUGCUUCCCGGCGGCACGCAGACCGCCACCACCUGUCCAACUAGCUGUGCAUGUAGUGGCCAGAUAACAAAGUGGACAGGUAGUAAUGGGCCAACUACCUGCGCUGCCGGAGUUACGUGUAAUUGGGUGUUGCCCAGCACCGGGCCUGUGGUCACAACAGAAUCGCUGCCUCAUUUCAUUCCCGGAGGAAUGACUUCAAGAGACAGCGGAACCGUGGCUGAAGCAACUACCCUGCCUUUGCCAUUUACUGGUGGCGCUUAUAGGGCUUUUGAAACCAGCCUGGGUUUCUUUGCUGGGAUUGCGGUGAUUUUGCUGUGCACGCUUUGA